UGGAAAAAUGUUGUAGGUUAAGGUCAAUAACUGUUCAAUCUUCAUAAAAAACAGGUGUAUCUUUAUGAUUUGUUAAGUUUCGCGGUUUUUGGACUUCAACGAGAAGAUAUAAUUGAUUGAAAUGUCUAUUAACGACACAAAAGACGUAAUUAUGAUAGAUGACGGGUAUCAAGUUACGGAGGACGACGAGAUAAACGCCAUCGAUUAUGAGCUGCAACAGAUAGAGAACGAGCUGCAGAAAUUGCAAGACCGUAAGAAAUUGUUGACGCAAAGGAAAGAGAAAUUGCGCGACGAUGCUCUGUUGAAGAAGAGUUUUUCUCUGUCCAAGAAAAAUUGGGACAAUACAGAUUUUGCUUGGUCUAUAAAACUCACAGAAACAUUAAAGAAUGUAUUCAAGAUAGAAAAGUUACGAGAGUUACAAUUACCAACUAUGAAUGCAAUCAUGUCUAAGGAAGAUGUCAUAUUGAUCAUGCCUACGGGUGGUGGGAAGAGUUUAUGUUAUCAAUUACCAGCUGUGAUAAGUAAAGGUAUAACGAUUGUAGUUUCACCAUUAAUAUCCUUAAUGGAAGAUCAGUUGUAUGGAUUGCAUAAACUCGAUAUAAAGGCUAACAUGUUAUGUGCAAAGGCAGAUAAGGAAAGUGUCAAAACGGCUAUGACGGCCCUCAUGGAUAAAAACUCUCCUCUUAAAUUGAUUUAUGUGACACCUGAAUACAUGGCAAAGUCCAAUCGCUUCAUGAAUAAACUACAAAAAGCGUAUGAGUUGGGGCACCUGGAACGGUUUGCGAUCGACGAAGUGCAUUGUUGUAGUCAAUGGGGACACGAUUUUAGACCCGAUUACAAGUUCUUGGGAGUACUGAAAUCCAUGUUCCCUGGAAUACCGAUUCUGGGUCUCACUGCAACGGCUCCGGCCAAGAUCAUCGUAGACGUGCAGAAAAUGCUAGACAUUAGUGGUUGCCUAGUUUUACGAGCUCCAUUCAACAGACCCAAUUUAUAUUAUGAAGUUCGUCGCAAACCGGCAGAUAAGGAAACGUGCCUCGCGAUGAUAGAAAAUCUGUUGAAGAAUCGGUUUAACGGCAAGUCGGGCAUAAUUUACACGACCACAAUUAAAGACGCGGAACAGUUGACAACUGAUUUGAGAGACAGAGGUGUCAAGGUUGGAUGCUAUCACGCAAUGCUCGAAGCCAAUUACCGGUCAGAAGUUUACUCCAAGUGGAUGUCGGGCAAGUAUCAAGUGGUAGUGGCAACUAUCGCUUUUGGAUUAGGCAUCGACAAGCCGGAUGUGCGAUUCGUGAUUCAUCAUUGCGUUUCAAAGUCGAUGGAAAAUUUUUAUCAAGAGAGUGGUCGAGCUGGUAGAGAUGGCAAAAAGUCGGUGUGUCUUGUACUCUAUAGAUUAGCGGAUAUAUUUAAAUUGAGUACCAUGGUAUUUCAAGAUAAAGUUGGAUUACAAAAUUUGUAUAAAGUAUUGGCGUAUUGCUUAGAUCAAACGUCUUGUAGACGGAGUUUAAUAGCGACUCACUUUGAGGAAAAUUGGAAAGAAAACGAUUGCGCAGAAAUGUGUGAUCAUUGUAGGAAACCUGGCGUUAGAAAGCAGAUCGACGUAGCGCAGUACUGCAGACAAUUGUAUCAGAUUAUGACUAAGGCUGUGCAAAACGAAAUACGAUUGACUGCAUUGAAACUCGUAGAUGCUUGGUAUGGUAAAGGUGUCUCGUCACUGCGAGUUUCUAACGUGCCAAAUUUUACGAGAGAAACCGGAGAGGCUAUUAUAGGGUAUUUAUUGAUAAACGGUUACCUGCAAGAGGACUUUCAUUUUUCAGCAUAUUCUACGAUAUCGUAUCUUAAACGCGGACCUAAGUCAGGAUUGGUUCUUGACAACAAUCACAAGAUACUCUUUAACUAUGAGCUUCACUAA
Molecule: messenger RNA, 1909 nt
Organism: Cyphomyrmex costatus
Lineage: Eukaryota; Metazoa; Arthropoda; Insecta; Hymenoptera; Formicidae
Product: ATP-dependent DNA helicase Q1
Exons: 2
Coding region: 122-1909 (595 amino acids)
Biological process (GO): double-strand break repair via homologous recombination
Cellular component (GO): cytoplasm; chromosome
Molecular function (GO): nucleic acid binding; 3'-5' DNA helicase activity; four-way junction helicase activity
Source: RefSeq, a predicted model, not a curated record